Tigriopus californicus is the source of this 1877-nucleotide messenger RNA. Its product is annotated as zinc finger transcription factor ref-2-like. The record is from RefSeq and is a predicted model, not a curated record. The transcript is spliced from 2 exons. Lineage: Eukaryota; Metazoa; Arthropoda; Copepoda; Harpacticoida; Harpacticidae. Gene Ontology annotation, biological process: regulation of transcription by RNA polymerase II. Bases 142 to 1521 code for a protein of 459 amino acids. Gene Ontology annotation, molecular function: DNA-binding transcription factor activity; RNA polymerase II cis-regulatory region sequence-specific DNA binding.
GCUCAACCGCCGUCACCGAGGGUGGAAGGGUGCGAAAGAAUCGGGAAAAAGAACUGCCCUCCGCUUACGACGGAGGGGAUGGAGGGGGAAACCCUCGAGAUCGGGGGGUUGGAAAGCUCAACCAAAAUGACUUAGUUCAACAUGGAUUUGCGUCGAGUGAAGAGCUUCAAGGCCACGAAUUUGGUUAAAAAGCCCAAGAAGAUGGCUUUCACCAUCAAAGAAUUGCUUUCGGAUCGGAAAGAGUCUCUGUAUAUGCGACGACUCAAACUCCAGAUGCAGUAUCAAAUUUUGAGAGCCCAAAUCAUCAUGUCCAAUCCACAAUUUGCGUCGUCUUUCUUCGACUUCAACUGGAACCAACCCGCCGGGGGAUUAUCCAGCCAAGCUUCACUCAUGGCGCCUUAUCCUGGUUAUGAUUACAAUCACUACUUCAAUAGUAGUAUGAUGAUGCCCGGGUCUGGUUCGCCUCUUCUUCUCGAUCUACCGGGUAGCUUUUGCCCACCCAUGGGCCCCACCCCUCCACCUUUGGAUUAUAGUCAGUUUUACACGAACGGUUUGCCAAAUCAUUUCGCUCAAAUAUUUGUGCCCUCAACGCAUGCAAGUACCCCGGCCUCGUUCUCGGGAGGUAUGUCGUUGGAUCCUUUUGAUAUGAAAAGUUCGGGACCUGUUAUAUUUGACCCUCGAAUUUUGAGUUGCGAGGGCGGGAUCAAAGGCGAGUCCAAGGAUGGCUUGGUGCCUGCGAAGACCCGACGGUCGUCCGUCUCGGAUGUUUCCUUCUACGAUUCGAGUGAGGCUGGCGAUACGCCGCCAGCCUUAUUUAAAUCGCACAAAUCUGGGAAACUCCAUUAUUGUGGUCAAGAAGGCUGCGACUACAAGACAGAUCGGAAGAACAAUCUCUUUCGACAUGCUCGAACAAUGCACGGUUUUCUCGAGAACGGGCGACUCCAGCCAUGUUGCGGACACACCUUCCACACCAAAACUCAAUACCGUCAGCACAUCAGGGCCUGCCAUUCGGACGGUUACAAAUGCUCUUGGGGAGGAUGUCCCAAAGUGUUCCCGCGUAAAGCUCUCCUAAUGAGACAUUUUAAAAUCCACACUGGGGAGAAAGCCUUUUUCUGCACUGAACCCGAGUGUGCCUAUACAACGAAUCACAAGUCAAACCUCGAUCGUCACAUCAACAUUCAUCAAAAGCGUGGCCUCUCCUCAUCGCCUAGGCCCUCGCCCGAGGGCAUUCCGUGCAUUAGUCCCAAGAUAGAAAUGCUCCCACCCACAAGUUCUUCGGAUAGUGAAACUACCAUUCAUCACUUCUCAUUCACUGUUCCGGAUCCGCAUCCGCGCAAUGACGGCGACUCUGAUUUUAUCGAUCAUUUGGCAGAAAGUCCUCGGAAGGUAGAAGUUCAGCUCUCCUACCCGAAACUAACGAGCAUGCCCAGCAUCCCACUUUUGUUUGAUGAGGAGCCACCUGAAAAUCUGGAGCAUCAAUCCAUUCUCUCUGAUAUCAACCCAUUGGCCAAUGACGGCUAAAGCGCUAAAAGUGAACCCAAAUGAUCACCAUCACCUGCAUCACUAAGUCUAUACUAGUAACCCCUCUCAUCAUUUUUGAAUAACUGUCAUCAAAGACGAGAUUAUUUAUGUAAAAAUGGCGUUCCGUCUCCAUGAGACAUCAUCGAUUCACCAUUGCCCUCAAACUCUGCCAUGUUCGUACCUGGUUCAUCUAAAUAUCUAUCCCCUCCCUCAUGGGACACCAAUGUCCUUCUUUCCUCCCUCAUCAUUUUUUGUUUCUUCGUUGUUUUGUGACCUUAUCCGCCAUCAAACCCCGAUUCGGUUAUAAUUCAGGCUCCUUAAUUUAUGGAAUAAACUAUUCUCGAAUUUCGAGUUCA